Messenger RNA from Vigna radiata var. radiata (mung bean), 1583 nucleotides. Its product is annotated as transcription factor MYB26. NCBI's taxonomy places the organism in Eukaryota, Viridiplantae, Streptophyta, Magnoliopsida, Fabales, Fabaceae. Bases 279 to 1259 code for a protein of 326 amino acids. The transcript is spliced from 3 exons. The record is from RefSeq and is a predicted model, not a curated record.
CAACCAUCUUACACCUUCUUCACUAAAAUCACCAUCUCAGAAUACAGCCACUUCUGCUUCUGCUUCUGCUUCUUCUGUGCUUCUGCAUCAUAUUGUUAUUUUUCUCUGCUAAAUAUGCUCACAUGCACACCAUAAUUAACUGAUCAGUGCAAUCACUUUGUAAGUUUUGCCUAAAAGCUAGCUAGACUCUAGAGAGCUUCCUUUCUCCUCAAUCUCAUCAUCCUUUCUUUUCAAACACAACACAAAAAUCUGCUACUGUAUUAGAUAGGGAGACAAAAAUGGGACACCACUCUUGCUGCAACAAGCAGAAGGUCAAAAGAGGGCUUUGGUCACCUGAAGAGGAUGAGAAACUCAUCAACUACAUCACAGCUUACGGACAUGGCUGCUGGAGUUCUGUCCCAAAACUUGCAGGCCUGCAAAGAUGUGGAAAGAGUUGCAGAUUAAGAUGGAUAAAUUAUCUGAGACCUGAUUUGAAACGUGGAAGCUUCUCUCCUCAAGAAGCAGCUCUCAUUAUUGAACUCCACANCAUUUUAGGGAACAGGUGGGCUCAGAUAGCCAAACACCUACCUGGAAGAACAGAUAAUGAGGUGAAAAACUUUUGGAAUUCAAGCAUAAAGAAGAAACUCCUUUCUCACGAUGCUAUUCCUCCUUUAGCCACAUUUUCUGAUUUUCAUCACAGCCCCAUCACCAUGGAAACUUUCUUCCCUUUUACUNCAAACCCUAAUCUCAUCUUAAACUUCCACCAUUUCUCAGACACACCAUCCCCAUUCCUACAAGCUUUUGAUCAUAACAAUGAUGUCAAGUUAGGUUUCAACACUUAUUACAAUGCCAAUUUCCUUCAUAUUCAGAAUCCACCAUUACCAGAAACAACACCACUACCAUCUUCCAAUCCAAAUGAACAAAAUCAAAUCACCAAAAGUUACACCACCUCAGACUAUCUUCUUGACAAAUUCAUCAACCCAAUAGCAUUGCAGCAACAUGAAUAUCACUUGGUAGAAGAACCCCUUGUGCCAAUACUCAGUGAGAACAUUGAGGAUAAUUAUGUUUGCAGCAGCAUACCAUUCUCAUCCACUCCCCAAGAACAACACGAGACUACAGCAAAAUUUCAGUGUUAUCCACAAGAUCUAGCUGUGGCAGUGAACCAAUUAGAGUACAUCGAUGCCUUCAUGUCAUUGUUGCCAUCUUCAACAACUUCAUUAUCAGUUUCAAGCACCCAAAAGCUCCCAAACCCUAUUAUUCCCUCAGGAUGGGAGCCUUGAACGUUGGUACUAUUUAUAGAUAUAAAUUUAAUUUUAUCUAUAUAUAGUACAUUUAAUUAAAUAAUUAGGGAAUCUCUUUGAUGAUCAAUGAACUGAUGCAUUAAUUAUUUGUUGAAGUUUUUCUCUUAUUGGUAAACCUGAACCUUGCUAGUUCAAGGGCACUUCCAUUGAUGAAUGCUUGCAGAAGUUCCAUAAAUGUGUGUAGGUUCUUUCACAUAUUUGUCACAAUACUUCCAUAUAUGAAGUGUUGAAGGCAGCUAGAGCUACAUAUAAUGCUUUAUUAAAAAAUGAAAAUGAAGAGCUAGUUCUGUACUUUUUAACUCA